Molecule: messenger RNA, 2505 nt
Organism: Mesorhabditis spiculigera
Lineage: Eukaryota; Metazoa; Nematoda; Chromadorea; Rhabditida; Rhabditidae
Source: the annotation of a GenBank genome assembly
AUGGCAGGCGUCAAGAAAUCUAAAGCCACGAGGAGUAGACCAACCAAGAAACCCCUGCCGGACCAUGUUGAGACCGCGGUAGCUACCGUCGAGCCCGAGGCGGUAGUCGAAAUUUUGGAAGAGGAUUUAGAACCUGAAAAUGGGCAAGCAGGACGAGAAGCACCUAUCGACGUCCACGAAUUGCAUAGGCGGAUGCAUGAGGCUCAUCAUUUACGGGCCCUCGCCUCAACCGGAAGCCCAGGAAGCCGAGGACGUACUGAGAAAGUCGUCAAGUCGAAGCGAAGAUCGAAAAACGGGCACAAUCAAGGCCGAGGGCUCGAUGAGUUUGAGUUCACGAGGACCGUGGUCGGGACGUCGAAGUCGUCAAAAACCGAGCAACGGACGAUCGAUUGGUGCGAUGGGAAUUCGAGGAUAAGCCUCGAGGAGGCGCCUACGGUCCACAGCUCCAAUUUCGACUACACACUCUCCGAAGACGCGGAUGUGAUCCACCUGGAGCGCUCAUUCCAAGAAUCCACCCAAGAGCUCGAAUUCGAGACGGAUAGGGACGAUUUCGUGCCUGGAGAUUCAGCCCCUCCGUACUCUGCAAUCGUCAGCCGGAUGCUGGAGAAUUCGCAGGUGCAAAUGAUGCUGCUUGCCAUUGUCGCCGCUUUCCUCUUGCCGCUGAUAUGCGCGCAAAAUUUACAGAUCCAAGCCUGCUGCGGUGUGCCGAAUCUCUGCCAAAAUUUCUCUCGGGCCGAGGAUCUGUUCGGGGUGGCCUGUUGCGGGAAUCAACCUUACAAUGCGUUCACGAGGAUCUGCUGUAGUGGGGCAGUCCGAGACCGUAAGACCGCCGAUGGACGAUACGCUGAACUUUGUUGCGGCACGGAAACGCUGGCCUACGAUCAGACUUGCUGUGCCGGAGUUGUGCACAACGUAGCUGGCGGGGAUUGCUGUGGCUCGGCCGUCUACUCAAAGUCCGAUCCGAGCUUGAAGUGCUGUAAUGAAACGUUGGUUAGGGCCACUUCCGGCACGGAUAUCUGCUGCGGGGCCACAACAUUUGAUGGUGGCCGUACGCAGAUGUGCUGUGGGCAGCAGGUCUUCCAGCUCAGCGACUUUGACAGCUGCUGCGAGUCGCCGGGCGGGACCUUUCAGCAAUUCAACUCGGCCACCCAGUUCUGCUGCGGGGUGCCGCAGCAGAAAAACGGCAACAUGGCCUGCUGCUACCUGCGCCAAUCCGGAAGCCUCAUCGAAACGGCCUACGACAAAACACGGCAAUGCUGCAAAUACCCCUUCGAUAUUAUACAGCCGAUGACGAAUGGGAGCUGCGACUCAUGGUUCUCCUGGCAGCUCGGGGGGCGGACGGAUCCGGACGGAAAAACGGCACCGACGAAGGCCGUAGCCUGGGCAAAAUACAAAGAUGGCCUACCCGCGCCCUACUCGACGAUCCCCUGCUUGGAUGCGACGCGUGUCCAUGUGAAAGAGGCGAACAACCCGGACGGCUUCUACCACGCCAACUGGAUCCGCCCACCCAAUUCCGAUCAGCAAUAUAUCUUGGCCCAGAGCCCAAAUCAAACAAAUUCCGAAGAUUUCUGGGCUAUGGUAUUCCAGGAAAAGGUUUCGUGCAUUGUGCUGAUCCGGGGCAGGCUAGAGAAUGAAGCCGCUUGGAAGCCGUACUACCCGCAAGUGGAGGGUGAGAUGAUGUUCUUUGGCCGUUACACGGUCAGCAACGCGGCGACGGGAGAGUUCGAGUUUGAGAACCCGACUGAGCUGUUGGCGGUGGUUGCACGCCAUCUGUUGGUGCUCAGAGAUGGGGUCGACACACCGCUGGAAAUCACGCAUAUUCACAUCAAUUCGACAUCGAAUUACCGUCCGAAUUUCGACAUGGGGUUGUGCGAGCUGCUCGUCUACCUGAGGGAAGUCAAGAACGUCGAAACGAUUCUUCUCCACGACGAGCCGUACAGCGGCCGAGCGGAUACUUUGGUGCUCCUGGCGAUGUUCAUGGAUGAGAUCGAGACGUGCCCGAAAACUAUUGGGGAUCGCGGGGCGAGGGAGGCCACUUUCAGGCGGUUGCGCCGGUGUCGCGCCGAGGCUGUUAGGUCCCAUGGCCAGUACCUGUUCGCAUUGGGGAUGCUGGAGAUCUACCAUUCGAACCGAUACGGGAUGCGAAUGCACUCUGAUUGGUUGAAGCAGUACGUUCGCUUGAUGCACGACCGUGUGGGGCCAGGUGCCAUGGUGAUGCUCGUUGCGCCAUGCAAGGAGAAGGAGACGAUGCUGCUCCACGACGAGCCGUACAUUGGACGAUCGGAUACGGUGGCGCUCCUCGCCAUGAUGAUGGACUGGAUGAAGACCAACGACACUCAUCACCUCCAGGCGAUGAAGAGCGAGACGCUUGAACAAUUGCGCUCGUGCCGCGCCGGCGCUGUCCGGUUCUUCGACCAGUUCAUCUUCUGCUGCGGGGUGAUGCAGCUGUAUUAUUGGGAGCGCUACGGGCAGGUCCCGCACGACGACUCUGGGUUCCUUCACACG